This is a messenger RNA of Ostrea edulis (European flat oyster), 4881 nucleotides long. Its product is annotated as glutamate [NMDA] receptor subunit 1-like. Bases 149 to 2815 code for a protein of 888 amino acids. Gene Ontology annotation, cellular component: synapse; NMDA selective glutamate receptor complex; neuron projection. Gene Ontology annotation, molecular function: NMDA glutamate receptor activity. NCBI's taxonomy places the organism in Eukaryota, Metazoa, Mollusca, Bivalvia, Ostreida, Ostreidae. The record is from RefSeq and is a predicted model, not a curated record. The transcript has 18 exons. Gene Ontology annotation, biological process: chemical synaptic transmission; monoatomic ion transport; ionotropic glutamate receptor signaling pathway.
CGCGAGGAGUUCCGAGUGCAUUUGCGGAGCACUCGGGCGACAUCAUGCCGAAGUUUAAUCAUGUAACACGUGACUAUUUUGACCAAUUAACAUGCAUUUAUGCUGCGGAGGAUAAACUAAUGUAAACGGGGACACCAAAAUCGAUUAGAUGGUUCAGGGAAAUAUGGCCAGGAUAGGAAAGUUGGUUUUCUUACUGUAUGUCAUCAUGACCUCUGCAGCAAAGGUUACAUUCAAAAUGGCUGGGAUUGUUAGCACAGAUGAAAAUGGACGCACAUUUGAAGAAGUUGUGAAGAGAGCUAAUCAGGAUUUGCCAGAGAAUCUGGAGUUUGAGGCUCUUUACAUUAAGAUGGAUGCUAAUCCAAUACGGUCUGCUCUAAACUUGUGCAGUGAGGUGAUAUCUAAGGGAGUUCAUACAGUGGUUGUUAGUAAACCAGAGAAUUCUGACAACAGUCCUCCUAUUUCUGUGUCUUAUACAUGUGGUUUCUACUCCAUCCCAGUUAUUGGAAUAUCAGCACGAGACAGUUCAUUCUCAGACAUGACUGUCCACAAGACUUUCCUUCGCACAGUACCACCAUACUUCCAUCAGGCUGAUGUUUGGUUGAAGAUGCUGCAAUACUUCGAGUGGAAUCAGGUCGUGUUUAUCCACAGUAUGGACAUAGAAGGUCGCAUGAUUCUGAACCGGUUCCAGUCAAAUUCUGAUGAAAUUUCUAUUGAAAAAGUAAUAAAGUACCCAUCAGGCUCUAAAGACUACACAUCCUACCUACAGCAGUUGGACAGUCUUCAGUCCAGGGUAAUCCUGUUGUCAGCUAUGCAGGAGGAUGCUGAUCAAAUUUUCCAGGAUGCUGAAGCAUUGAAUUUGACAGGAGAAGGAUAUGCAUGGAUUGUCAGUGAGCAGGCUUUAAAUUCUUCUUAUGUCCCUGAAGGGACCCUUGGAUUGAAGUUAGCACAUGGAACCAAUGAGAAGGAUCACCUACAGGACUGUGUCAGUCUAGUAGUACAGACUGUUAAGACUCUUGUCAAUGGGACACUGAAGGAGAUAACAGGCACUCCAAGUAGCUGUAAAACCACAUCUUCCACUUGGCGGGCUGGAAAUACCAUUCAGAAGGCUUUGCUGAAUGCUAAGUUGCAAAAAGGCAAAACUGGACAAAUUGCAUUUGAUUCCUCAGGAGAUCGCCUCAAUCCAGAGUACUACUUCCAGAAUGUUCAAUGGAAAAAUGGAAGAAAGAGUGUUGAAAAAAUUGGUUUCUAUGGUGAUCCAAAGAUAAUUAAUAAUGCAUUAGAAAUAUACGAGUCCAAAAUAGUUUGGCCAGGCAAAAAGACCACAAAGCCCAGUGGAAUUAACAUAUCAACGGAAUUAAAGAUCGUGACUUUGGAGUCUGUGCCAUUUGUGUACACAAGGAAAAUGACUGAGAGUGACUCCUGUAACUGGGAUAAAAAUGAGAGGUUAUGUCCCUUGGUAAAUGAAACAACAGGCAUCAAAGAGGACUAUUGUUGCUGGGGUUAUUGUAUAGACAUGCUGAUACAGAUAGCAGACAUGGUCAACUUUACAUACUCAAUUCACUUGGGUUCUAGUGGAGAGUUUGGAUCUUACAAAAAGGUAAAUAACACCGGUGAGAAGAAAUGGAAUGGUGUUAUAGCAGAGCUAAUCAGUAAAGAGGCAGACAUGAUUGUUGCUCCACUGACUAUUAACCCUGAGAGAGCAGGUCAUAUAGAUUUCUCAAAGCCAUUCAAAUACCAAGGCCUGACUAUUCUUGUCAAAAAGACUGCCACUGAGUCCAAGUUGGACUCAUUCCUGCAGCCAUUUGAAGACACACUGUGGAUUUUGGUGGCUUUAUCUGUACAUGUCGUUGCUCUGGUUCUGUACCUCCUAGACAGAUUCAGCCCCUUUGGAAGAUUUAAGCUAGCUAAAAAUAAUGACACUGAGGAAGAUGCCUUGAACUUGUCAAGUGCCAUGUGGUUUGCUUGGGGAGUACUACUAAACAGUGGUAUAGGAGAAGGAACUCCUAGAAGUUUCAGUGCAAGAGUUCUUGGUAUGGUGUGGGCUGGCUUUGCAAUGAUCAUUGUGGCAUCCUACACAGCAAAUUUGGCAGCCUUCCUAGUGUUGGACAGACCAGAGGCCUCCAUUACAGGAAUUGAUGAUGCCAGGCUGAGGAACCCUAAUGAAGACUUUAAGUAUGCCACCGUGAGGAACAGUGCAGUGGAGAUGUACUUCAAACGUCAGGUGGAACUAUCUACGAUGUAUCGCCAAAUGGAGCCACGCAAUUAUAAGACUGCUGAUGAAGCUAUCAGGGACAUUGGCAGCAUGAAGUUACAGGCAUUUAUCUGGGACUCAUCUCGUCUGGAGUAUGAAGCAGGCCAGAACUGUGAACUUAUUACAGUAGGGGAUUUAUUUGGGCGGUCAGGUCUGGGAGUAGGGCUGCAAAAGAAGAGUCCAUGGACCUCUAAAAUCUCCAUGGCCAUUCUCAAACUUCAUGAAAAGGGAAAUAUGGAGGAUUUAGACAACAAGUGGAUUUUGGAGGGUAGAAAUGAUUGUCCAGAGAAAGACACCACCCCUGCCACACUGGGUCUGACCAACAUGGCAAGUGUUUUUCUGAUGGUUGCUGGGGGCAUCAUUGUUGGCAUUAUUUUGAUUGUGAUUGAGAUUGCAUACAAGAGACACAGAGGACUGAAGGAUAAGGAAUUGGAGCUGGCGCGGAACGCUGCAGACCGCUGGAGGGGUAACAUUGAAAAAAGAAAACUGUUGAGAGAAACAUGGCAAUAUAUCAAACUAAUGAAAGACAGAGAGGAAAGGGCAGAGGAAACAAAGAGACUGUGACCAGAAUGUGGACAUGGUUUAAGUCAUGUUCAUGGGGACUUGGAAAUUAUUGAACCAAUAGACCACAGCUGCAACAAUUUUCAUCAAGGAAUCUGAAAGAAGGAAGACACAGGAAAACUUUAUAUAGAAAAAUAUGAAUAUGAAAUUUGUUGAAAUAAUUAUGUAGUGCAGAGUCAAUUAUACUAAGUAAUUUAUUAUAGAUAACAUUUAUACUUUAGAAAUCACAAAUUAUCUUGAAGUUCAUGGCAACAUUUUAACCAUAGUAUUGAAUAUAUAGGUAAUCAGGAUCCAUGUUGAUCAUGAUAUUCCACUGGCACUUAUUAAAAACAUAGGCCUUAUUUACGUUUCACAAAACUAGUAACAAUGAGAACUGAAGGCCUACAUGUAUAUAAAUUCUCCACUCUUGAACCCACAGAGGUCACAAUCAUGAUCUAUAAGAGUUUCUUAAAUAUUUUCCAUGGUCACUUCCCACUUCUCUUGACUUGGCUUUUCAAAUUUUUACUGCUCUGAGAUUAAAACUUGUCCUUCUAAGAUGGUUUCUGUGUUUAUUUAUAUUUCCAUGGUUUUGGUUUGUCAAAAUCUAUGCAGAAAAAACCCAUUGACAUUUGGAUAAAUAAACGGACCAGGAUAGUUGUGAUAAGACCUGUCGUCGCACAAACCUGUCAAACUGAGAGAGAAAGAAAAAGUUCCUUUGGUAAUGUAAAAACGAAAAUAUUUUCUAGCCUUUAUAAAUUGUAAAACAUCUUUGAAUAUGUUUUUCAAAGUCUCAGAUAUAGAUAUAUGCAUGAGUACAGAAAAUUGCUCUUUGAUGCUACGAUACAAAUAUCCUGAUAAUGAAAAGCACAACCUCAUUUUGGUGGUGAUUUGAAGCCCAUUCAGAUUGAUAUGUGCAGAUUGAGCAUUUACAGUUUGAACGGAUUCUCAUGAACUUUUGUUCUUCGAUCUACAACUCAGUGGACUGUUUUGUGAAAUACUUUCAUUUUCUGAUUUAGGAUAACAUUCUGGACAAUGUGGGUCCAUCUCCUGAAUAAUUUAAGGUAGAUCUUUCAUAUUUUGUAUAUAUAUAUUUCUAAUUGCAAGUCGACCUUCCAUUUCAUACCAUGAUCUUUGACUUUGGAGUAUGACCUACUUUUAAAAAAAUCUGACCUAUUCAAAUAUUUCCUGAACUAUUUAAUGUAGAUCUUUCAUAUUUUGAAUAUAUAGAUUUCUUAUGGCAAGACGUUGUAUUUCAAACUAAGAUCUAUGUCACCUUGACGUUCUCCCAAAACAGCAAGGUCAUGUUAGUCCAUUUUUUUUAUUUGUAUACAUGUCAGACAAUUAAUUUGACUGGAAGUGCAUCGAAGGGAAACGCCAUGGCUACAUGUAAUUGUGUUAAGAAUAAGACUACCUUUGUCAUCGCAGUUCGAGUAGUUUAAAGGGUCUAUAUCUUUGAUAUUUGUUGUAUAGCUUUUUUGACAUGCAGUAAAGUUAAAAUUUACAAUAAAGCUUCCUGAUUAAAGUAGAUUAAAGUUUGUUGGAAUCACGGCCUCCAGGAGUAGGGUUUGACCACCAUAGGGAAUUAAAGUUUUACAUAUGGAUAUAUGGAAAUCUUCUCAAGAACAACAGGACCAUGAUUAGUCAUGUUAACAUGCAAGCAUCUGUAGGUAGAGGAGAUUCAAGUCUUUUUUAUCUCACCUGAGCUGAAAGCUCAAGUGAGCUUUUCUGAUCGCCUGUCAGGGCUCGAAAUUAGUGAGAAAUACUUGCAAAAUGUGAGUGCAUUUGAAAAAUAGCGAGUAAAAAUAGUGGACACUUGAAAAUCUUAGCGAGUAGUGAUUUACAAACCAUGAUCGUAUCCAUUUUAUAUGGUGAUGCACAAUUCGCUUUUCUUAAACUUGCACUCAGAAUCAUACAAACGCUUACAUGAACGACCAAUUUCAACAACCGUUUCUAUCCAUAUUUUUCUUUUAUAAUUCUUAAAGAAACUCAAAGUCAAAUGAAUGUUUUAAAGGUUGGACAUCGAUGGAAAAUAUAGACAUAUGCCAUGAGUCCUGUUCAUUUAUAGGGAUGAUUAAAUUGAAUUCCAAGUA